AUGGUGGAAGUGGAAAGUACCGGGAAGCUGGGAGGCACAUCCCAGGCCGAGAGGGGGGCCCUGGCCCAGCCCCAGCCCUGGUGGAAGAGCCAGCUGUUCAUACGGGAGCCAGUGCUGUUCGGGACCUGGGAUGGUGUGUUCACGUCCUGCAUGAUCAACAUUUUUGGGGUUGUCCUUUUCUUGAGGACUGGCUGGCUGGUGGGCAACACAGGAGUGCUCAUGGGCAUGUUUCUGGUGUCCUUCGUCAUCCUGGUGGCCCUCGUCACUGUGCUGUCUGGCAUCGGGGUCGGGGAGCAUUGUGGCGUUGGCAGCGGCGGCGUCUACUCCAUGAUCUCCUCGGUCCUCGGAGGGCAGACCGGAGGCACGAUUGGGCUGCUGUAUGUGUUCGGACAGUGUGUUGCAGGCGCCAUGUACAUCACCGGCUUUGCUGAAUCCAUCUCAGAUUUGCUGAGCCUCAGGAAUAUCUGGGCUGUGCGAGGAAUUUCCGUUGUGGUGCUUCUGGCCUUGCUGGGGAUUAACCUGGCAGGUGUCAUGUGGAUAAUCCGCCUCCAGCUGCUGCUGCUGUUCCUGCUGGCCGUGUCCACACUGGACUUCGUGGUGGGCUCCUUCACGCACCUGGACCCGGAACAUGGUUUUAUUGGAUAUUCACCAGAACUGCUGCAGAACAAUACUCUCCCAGAUUACAGCCCUGGGGAGUCUUUUUUCACUGUCUUUGGGGUGUUCUUCCCAGCAGCUACAGGAGUCAUGGCCGGCUUCAACAUGGGGGGCGACCUCAGAGAGCCUGCUGCCAGCAUCCCCCUGGGCUCCCUAGCAGCUGUUGGCAUCUCGUGGUUUCUCUACAUCGUCUUUGUCUUUCUGCUCGGCGCCAUCUGCACCCGAGAGGCCCUUCGCUAUGACUUCCUGAUAGCUGAAAAGGUGUCCCUAGUGGGCUUCCUGUUCCUUUUGGGCUUAUACAUCUCGUCCCUCGCCUCCUGUAUGGGAGGCCUCUACGGAGCCCCCCGGAUCCUGCAGUGCAUUGCCCAGGAGAAAGUGAUUCCUGCACUGGCCUGUCUGGGGCAAGGGAAAGGGCCAAAUAAAACACCUGUAGCUUCCAUCUGCCUGACCAGCUUGGUGACCAUGGCCUUUGUCCUCGUGGGUCAGGUGAAUGUGCUGGCCCCCAUCGUCACCAUCAACUUCAUGCUGACAUACAUCGCGGUGGACUACUCUUACUUCUCCCUGUCCGUGGGUCCCUGCAGCCUCCCGCAGGUGCCUGAGUCAGGGCACAAGGAGGGCACGGAAGCUCUCCACUGCUCUGAGCAUCUGCUCUUGGAGAAGGCUUCCAACUAUGGCUCUGAGGGCACUUCCCAGAGCCUCUCUGAAGGCACUCUGCUAGAAUUCACCAAAGACAUGGAUCAGCUCCUCCAGCUAACCAGGAAGCUUGAGAGUAGCCAGCCCAGGCGAAGAGAGAGUGACGGGAUCCCGGAGAGUCAGAAGAGGAAACGCAAGAAGGCCACCAAGCAAACCCUACAAGAUAGCUUCCUCUUGGACCUCAAGUCCCCUGCCUCCUUCCCUACUGAGGGUUCUGGUGGAUUGCCCUCUGCCUCCUUGGAGAGGCAGGAGUCCUACUGGAACAAACAGAGUGCCAGAGGUGAAGGGGAUCGGCCUGAGGGAGCCUGUGGAGAACAACUUGUCCCUGAGCUAAGUAACCAGCUUAGGCCAAGUGGAGAAGAUUUCUUCCUGAAGUCCAAGUUCCAGGAACAAGAUGUCCAGAGGAGACCAACUUCUUUCUACACCCGCCUGUGCAACCCCUGGGUCUCCCUGUUGGGGGCUGUCGGGUCCCUUCUCAUCAUGUUUGUGAUCCAGUGGGUCUAUACCCUGGUUAAUAUGGGUGUUGCUGCCAUCGUGUAUUUCUACAUUGGUCGGACCAGUCCAGGGCUUCACCUUGGAUCAGCCUCCAACUUCAGCUUUUUCAGAUGGAUGAAGUCUCUCCUGAUCCCUUCCUGCAGGAGUUUGCAACCCCCCCAAGAACAGAUCAUUUUGGCGCCGUCCCUGGCUAGGGUUGACAUGGAGAUGACUCAGCUCACCCAGGAGAACGCAGACUUCGCCACUCGGGAUCGCUACCACCAUUCCUCCCUUGUGAGUCGGGAACAGCUGAUGCCUCAGUACUAGAGUACUGAGUACUCAGUACCAGGCAGCCCUGGAACCCUCCUCUUUUGGAGCUGUCCAGUGUAGAGUGGACCCAAAUCCCAGAACCUUUGUAGAGCUGGUUCUCCUCGGUAAGAAACUCAAAGACCUGUCCGCCCACCGCCGUUUUGGA
Messenger RNA from Ceratotherium simum simum (southern white rhinoceros), 2296 nucleotides. The record is from RefSeq and is a predicted model, not a curated record. NCBI's taxonomy places the organism in Eukaryota, Metazoa, Chordata, Mammalia, Perissodactyla, Rhinocerotidae.